AUGUCCUGCUACGACCAGUGCGUGCCACGCCUGCAGUGUCGGCCCUGCGGCCCCACCCCUCUGGCCAACAGCUGCAACGAGCCCUGCGUCAGGCAGUGCCAGGACUCCAACGUCGUCAUCCAGCCCUCUCCCGUGGUGGUGACCCUGCCCGGACCCAUCCUCAGCUCCUUCCCGCAGAGCACCGCCGUCGGAUCCUCCACCUCCGCUGCCGUUGGCAGCAUCCUCAGCUCUGAGGGUGUGCCCAUCUCCUCUGGAGGCUUUGGCUUCUCCGGCUUCGGCAGCGGCUUCAGUGGCAGGCGAUGCUUCCCCUGCUAAAGCUGCUGGCCAUGGCCCCGGAGAAAGACCUCCAUAGUCCAUGAAGUUUGAAGAAGACCUGAGAGAGAGCACCGGGGCAAAUCUCAUCUCUCAGAAAACAUGCUCCAUGACUUCUUUUCCCCUCUUCCAUCAUUUUUCUUUUUUUUUCCCUGUGUCCUUCCUGC
This is a messenger RNA of Meleagris gallopavo (turkey), 479 nucleotides long. Its product is annotated as feather keratin 1-like. Gene Ontology annotation, molecular function: structural constituent of cytoskeleton. The record is from RefSeq and is a predicted model, not a curated record. NCBI's taxonomy places the organism in Eukaryota, Metazoa, Chordata, Aves, Galliformes, Phasianidae. Gene Ontology annotation, cellular component: intermediate filament.